Messenger RNA from Arabidopsis thaliana (thale cress), 557 nucleotides. RefSeq names its product Cox19-like CHCH family protein. The record is from RefSeq and is marked reviewed. The transcript has 2 exons. The coding region runs from base 16 to 366 and encodes 116 amino acids. NCBI's taxonomy places the organism in Eukaryota, Viridiplantae, Streptophyta, Magnoliopsida, Brassicales, Brassicaceae.
AAAGGGCUUUGAUGAAUGAACUCAGAUGGGCUUUAUGGCCCAUUAAAGAUUUUGUUCUUUUUUGAGUCGUCGCCCCCGAGAUCGUGGGUGAUCCGUCUCACUGGAAACAUCUUUGUCUCUCUGAGAAACCCCUCUUUAGGGUUUAUACCUUCAAUGGAGAAACAGAGUACUCAACCAAUUUGCGGCCAAGAGGCUCUCCAACUUCUCAAUUGCGUCGCGGAGUCUCCUUUCGAUCAAGAGAAAUGCGUCCGAUUUUUGCAAUCUCUCAGAGAAUGCGUUCUAUCAAAGAAAGUAAAGAAGUUCUCGAUACCGAGUCAAGAUCACGACUCUGAGGGAGCAGCUUCAGCUACAAAGAGACCUUCAUAACGUUCUUUGUUCCGAUUUUCUUUUAUCGUUUGAGUUGUAAUCAUGUAAUUGAUUUUAAUGUCAUGCCUUGGAUUCAUAAGCUGGGUCAUGCCUUGUUUCCCCUUUGUUGUCUUGUAUGUUGAAUAUUGCAAACUCUAAAGAGCAUAUUUAUAAGAAGAAAUAAAAGUUUCUACAUUUGACUUUCCCUCUUA